Penicilliopsis zonata CBS 506.65 is the source of this 1405-nucleotide messenger RNA. RefSeq lists its product as hypothetical. Lineage: Eukaryota; Fungi; Ascomycota; Eurotiomycetes; Eurotiales; Aspergillaceae. Gene Ontology annotation, cellular component: cytoplasm. The record is from RefSeq and is a predicted model, not a curated record. The transcript has 4 exons. Gene Ontology annotation, biological process: N-acetylglucosamine metabolic process. Bases 171 to 929 code for a protein of 252 amino acids.
UACUUCACCCCCUUGGUGACAUUCCCUUCCCUUUUUUAUUUCUAUUUUUAUGCCUUUUAUCCCCUCUUUGAUAUCUUUUACAUGGCUCAACAUAAAUAGAUUACGCCAUCCGGCCAGGCUGAUGCCCCCCCAACUGACACAGGUCCCCCUCCCCCAUACCCGUGCCCGCGAUGCUAGCCCCUCCCUCACUCGUCAGCGCCCCGGAGACGACAUCCAUCGACCAGGAGAAGGAAAAGGAUAACUUGCCCACUGGCGCGGACGUCCUCACUCUGCCCUUCUGGCUUGUGAAUGUACCUCGAAGCGAAUGGCCGGAGGAGUGUCCGGGUUUCCUGCGCGAUUUGCCUCUCAAGUCGAUCCGGUGCUUAUCAACGCCGGACGAGCUGUAUCAGAGGCAGGGGUGGGAGACAGUUACGGAAAUCGUUCGAACAAAUCGAAUCGAUCGGUUCCAGCGCGUCCCUAGCGAUCUGAGAAAAUACCUCCAGUAUACGGCGCAGAUUAAGGCAAAGUACGGGUCCGUGAUGAAGUUUGUUGUCAGGGAAAGACUGCGGUUUGGCGAGGGGGAGCCCGAAGACCUGCGGCCGAGAGGGAAACCGUUUGAAUACGAUGAGGAUAUCAAGAUCCUAUACAAUGAUUGGCCGUAUGGGGUUGAGAAGGAUAUCGUCCAUCUGGUCGUGUGGACGAAAUUCGAAUUGGAAGAUGAUCCGGCCACGGACGAUUUGACGCCCAAGGCGAGAAGAGAGAUUGAAGAGUAUGUGCAGAAGACAUUCUGCUCGCGAGUGCCUCCUGAACAGGUCGUCUGGUUCAAGAACUGGAAGUCUCUCAAGUCCAUCCACGCCGUCGAACACUUUCACGUCAUGCUCAAGGAUCCGGAUCUGGAUUUCAUCAAAGAGAUCACUGGCGGAGACGUUCCUUUGGUAGCCACGAUAUAAUAUAGAUCUACGACUAGAUAUUACUUUCUCGGCUGGCCUACAGACGGUGAGCUUGCUUAUAGGAGGCCAGCUAUUCCAGGGCGCUCUCAACCAGAGAGCAGGCAUGUCAUUGCAGGAACUCAGAGCAGCCUAUUUACAUCUCAAGUCAACCCCCUCCGAAGGUUACAUUCUCAGUAUAGGCUCAUGCUAACGAACAAGGGAGACUAUUUCCUGCAGCAGGAGACAAGGGUGGAGCUUCAAAAUCAAGGUAUUUAUAGAGAUUUAAAUAUGAUUGGUACCAGUUCGUUCUACGUCAUUUGGGGUUCUCUCUGGACUGGCAUAGCUGCUUAGACAGUAUGUACUACACACUACAUACUUUUAUUACCAUCUCCAUGAACAGGGGAUUCUAGAUAGGCAACCUGACAUCAUUUCCUUCGAUAGUAAUAGCUCGAGAGCCUCAAAGCAGAAUGAAUACUCGUACAAUUUGGUAGCCUUGC